AUGGAGCUUGGCCUACCACCGGCCUCGGGCUCGACUUCGACGUCGGCCGCGUCGGUGCUCCCGUCGCCGGCGGAUGAGCCGCUCCACAGCCCACUCGGCUCAGGAUCAGGCUCAGCAGCCGCCAUCAGCAAGUCAACCAAGCGCUCCAAGACGCACAUGUCCUGCCAGGAAUGCCGCAGGUACGUUCCUCGCAGCGGUGGCCCCUCUCGCGAGCUUAUCAUUUGCUCCAGCUCCAGCUCUGGCUCCGGCAGCGCGUGUGGACCACCUGAGAGGGGCUAUGCAUGGCUCCUUUCGUCCCGAGUUGCAGUUGAGCCCCCUUUCCACUUUCAAUGAUCCAGGCUCAAGCUCAAGUGCGACCGGGUGUGGCCAUGCAACCAAUGCCGCAAGCGGGGUCGCGCAGAUCUAUGCCCGUAAGUCGGCUGGCAGCCCUCCACACCUCCACGCAUAUCCAAUUCCACAUCUUCAUCGAGCUUGGAAUUGGGCCACCAACGCUUGGUCGAGCUCGGUCGCUUUUGUUUGCAUUUUUAAGCAUCAGUAUGGCUGAUUUUUACUUUUCGGGGUGCAAUCACGGCGUCUCCAAGCCCCCGGGUCGGGCAAUCCGACUUAACGCCGAGAUGAACGCCUUGCUCAAGCGGUGCGAGGACCUCGAGGCGGCUCUCCAAGACGUCGGGGCCACAGACCGGAUCCCUUCUCCGCUCACACUCGAGUUCACUCGAAGGAGCCUGAACAGAAAUUCGAAUGCGACCGAAGCCGAUGGCGAAGGGGACGACACGAUGGAAGAUUUUGGCCGCUCGAGGGCAUCCGAAACACAUAUCGAGGCGGCAGGGGUCGAGGCUGUGUUGCCAGGCGUUGGCUCGUUGUCGAUUCGGGAAGACGAUGGCCGAGUGAGAUACCUGGGAACGUCUGCUGGUCCUGCGUACUACUUUGAGGUGAGUGCCCAUCAGGCCGGGAGCUUCACCAUUCUUCGGCUGUGGGUGAGGCCUGCACCCUUAAAAACUCACUCUCUCCUUCGGUUCAUGCUGAAACAGGACGAUGGCGGCAGCUCAGAUGAGUCGGACAGCGCAUCGUCACCCGAACGUGCUUCGCAAGAAGUUCGAGCACCCUUCAUCCAGCUCCACGCCUACUACUCGCGGACCCACGAGCUCGAGCGAUUGAGAGCGUUCCUUCCAGCCGCGGCCGAACUCAAGCGACUUGUGAAGAACUAUUACGAGUUUCUCUCUUUUCAGUUCGAGCCCGUUGAAGAAGAGGCAUUCUUCAACGACUAUCUCCCCGCCGCAUUGACCACGGGAAACUCGGCUGGCACAAAGCUCGCCUUCGUCUUCAUCGUCCUCUCCCUCGGCUCUCUGAUGGAUCCACGUGUCCCGUCGACACCGAACGCGCUAGCCCACCACUACUUCCAGCUGUCGCAGUCGGCGCUUUCGGCUUCCAAGUUUUUGAGCAACAAUACUCUCGCCGGCGUGCAAACACUGCAACUCACGGCCUCGUUCCUCUUGAAUACACACGAUUUGCAGGAAGGCGGGGAAACGUUCUUCCCGCUGCUCGGGAUGGCUCUUCGGAUGCUCGUCGCCAUGGGCCUUCAUCGCGAUGGGAGUCAAUGGGGAAUGGACGGGGCAGAGCUUGACAAGAGAAGGUGAGCUGUACUGGUGUCUGCCAGUUGGUCACUGUGUGGGCUCGACUCACCGGAGUGUUGAUUGUCACGUCGCAGAAUGACGUUCUACGAGCUCAUAACCCUUGAGCGGAUGCAAGCCUUCAUCAGCGGUCGGCCAUAUAUGAUGUCACCGAAUCAUUUCGACACCAAAUUCCCCUCAUCGGCUGAACCGUAUCAUGUCGACAAGUGGCGCACGGGAAACUUUAUUGCGAGGGUCAUCGACGAAUGCUUCUCUGUCGUCAGCCCGGCAUACUCCACCGUGCUGGCAUUGGACCAGGAAUUGCGCAAAAUGUUUGAAGAGUCGCCCAAAGACCUGCGCUCUGGUGCUUUGCCAAUGGACGCUUUCGUCGUUCGGCCGAGCGACCCUCCCGAAUUGCCUGAACCUGUAGCCUCGUCUGCGCCGCUCAAGACUCGCAUGCGGCAACACACGCUUGAUAUGAUCUACUCGCAGAUCUUCUUCUAUCUCCAUCUGCCGGCGCUACGUCAAGCCUUAAAGCUGUUCCCGGACGAGCCCUUGUUGUCCCCAUGGGCCGAAUCGGUCGCUGUCGUCGCCCUUGAGACUGGAGUCUACAUGCUGGCCAUCGCCCGAGCGUGGGUCAAUCUCCACCCGACCCUUGCUCCUCGUUGGUGGCAUCCGACCUUUCAUGUGAGUGAAACCACAAAGGGAAGGUUGGACGGCGAUCUGGCGCUGACCGCAUCUGCUGAAUUCUCGCAGGCAUUCGCCGCGGCCUGUGCCCAGUCCUCGAUCGUGAUUCAAUCGCCCAAUUCCAAAUUGGCUCGGCAUUCGUGGGCGCAACUCAUGAUUGCGAUCGACGUCUUUGAAACGGCUGCGGGCGGAGGUGCCCCCGUGGCGAUGUUCGUCCCUCGUCUUCACGCUCUUCGGGACGCCGCCUUUGAGAGUCUGCAGGCCGCCCACUCGGUCCCGGCCGGUAUACCUCGGACUCAAGUUAGCGACUACCUGGCAAAAGGAAAGGGGACCGAUGCGGAAUUGUCGAUUCUGGGUACGACGACUCGACUAAAUCGCAAGCCUAAGCGUCGAGCGGGGGCUUCGGCGGCGGAAACACCGUCGCCUACGGCGAGUCAACCGAAUUACCCGACACACGCCAAUCAACUGCCACGGAUGAACGCCACGGUCCUACCCCCUCCAUCCCCACUGGCGAUGCCCCAAGAUGAUCGUGUGGCCAGCGCAGCAAAAGAGCUUUACACCCCGUUCGACUCGCCGGUCCUCGUACCUGCAACUCAACCCACCUACCUCGGCGAGAUGUCGUACGAAGCCAUGUUGGACGCCUCUUUCAGGUCGUUUGCACCGUUCUCGUCAUCAACGGCUCCACCAUCAUCGGUUUCCGCAGCUUUCGCGCCCUCGCCUUUGGCGUUCACAGAUCAUCGCCUCCAACAGCCUCAGUCGAACGAUCCCACAUCGCUCCCCAACACGAUGCAUCGGGUCUUUGAUCCAUCCAUGUUUUUGAUGGGUGUGGCUAAUGACGGUGUACCGUCGCUCGCGACGUUCACGAACUUUGCGACCGGUGGCUUCCAUCCUGCUGCAUGGGCGUCGACGAUGCCGUUCGAUCCCAAUCCUCAUGUGUCUAGUCAGCAGCAGCAGCUGGAAACCAAACCAAAUUCUGAGGGUAUGUACGGCGUGUCGCGUGCGGUAAACAAUGGUGGUGGUGGUGGCGGUGGUAGUCCCGGAGGCCCAAUUUGGGAUUGGAGAGGGUGA
This is a messenger RNA of Microbotryum saponariae, 3362 nucleotides long. NCBI's taxonomy places the organism in Eukaryota, Fungi, Basidiomycota, Microbotryomycetes, Microbotryales, Microbotryaceae. The record is from the annotation of a GenBank genome assembly.